UUGAUAAUAAGAAAAUGGAGAGAAUAUACCGCAAACUUACAAGCUCCAAGCCGAGACAGCGAAAGGUCCAACCCAAAACGAGAACAGAAGCAUCCUCAGCCUCAGAGAUCGGAUAUAUCUGAACCACAGAGCCAGAUGUCAAUAAAUCUUUUGUUCCUCAUCCUUGGAGGAAGAAAAGGAUCCGAAUGCAAGGACUCAGCAAAAAUAGCUCAAAAAGUAUCAACUCCUUAAGCCAGGCUUCUUUAAGUACGAAUAAAACAACCUUUUCUCAACCAAGAAGAAAUUAUGCCACACAUCAUAAUAUGCCGAUCCAGAGCAAGAUUAUUGGCGGGAUGGGCCAUAAAUUAAAAGGAGAGAUGUCUCCAAGAACCGGGUUUGCUAGCCAAUCUCUGGCCAAACCUCUCGAAAGUUUCUCCGUGUCGCAAUCUUCGUUCACCAAGCUUUAUAAAAGAAGGUGAGCUGAUCAGAGAGGACCUAUAAAGGCAGAUAUGGUUUCUUCAGUCACAACUCAUGGAGGAAGUAGCUUGCAUGAGUAUCUCUCACCCACAAAGAUGGGCAACAACUCUAUGUAUAAGUUCCAAGGAGCCCAAAGAAGCCACCAAUCACAUAAUUCAAUGAAUAGCCAUAGUGCUCGGAUCAAGUCUAAAAAUAAGCCUCCUAAAUAUCAUAAAUAAAACCCAGAAUGAAAACACGAACAAGGAUGCAGAGUCGCUAAAUGCUCAUAGAAGGAAAAUAAGAACAAAGAGAACAUAUAGUGCUAGGAACAAGCCUCAAAGUUCAUGCUACUAUGCUUCUGGCUCAAGCGUCGCCAAGACUCCCUCUAAUUUCAGGAAUUUCAAUGUCGAUGAUCUAAAGCAAUGAGCUGACCCAGAGGAGACCGAUGGGCAUGAUUUUACAUUUUCAACAGAGAAACAACCGUUGGAUGACUCAUACUCUAACCAAAUUGCUGGAUCUUACGGAAGUGCUCUCAAAAGGAUCCCUCUCAGCUCAAGUGAGAAAUAAACAAAUGAAGAAUUCUCAUUCAAGUCCGAGCCUUGCUGGCUCUUCUACAAAACAAAAGACUCGACAGAUAAAGGAAUAUAAGGAGGUUCCAGCACAGAAGUGAUGAAAAGAACUUGAUUACAAUCAGAUCCAACUCGAAGGUGAAUUAAGUAUGAUUAAGUUAAACGAGAGCGAAGCCCUUAACAAUGAUAUUUUCAAGCCAAUCCAUUACGAUAUUUCAAACAAAGAGAACAUCAGGAGUCAGAAUAUCAGAGAACAAGGAAUCCAAGGAAAAUGUCUUAAUGAAGAAGAUUUGGAUGAUACCUUCUCUUCUUGAGGAUCUCUAUGUGAUGUGAAUGACUCAGCACUCUGAGAGAUGAAGGACACUUCUAUAAAAUCUAAAGGGAUUAAGGAUCUCUUCAUUCAGAACUCGGUCAAGGCUAAACCGAUUGUAUUUGUUAGCAAACCCAAAAAGAAAAAGAUAACCUUUGCAUGCCAUUGAAAUUCUGAAGAAGAGUUUAAAAAUCAUCAGAAAUUUCAAGAGUUGAGAAGUAAUCUGCCUUCUCCAUCUGGAACUGAGGAAGCAUGACUAAGCUUGCCUCUCAACUGAUGAAACAGAGCCCUAAAAUGGAUAGAGCCAAUUUAUACUUCUCAGAUGAAAUCUAUGUAUGAAGGAAUUAAGGAUAGUCCAACUGAUGGUCUUGAGCACUCAAUAAUUCAAAUAAAGAGAGACAUCAAUCGGACAUACCCUAACCAAGACUUCUUCAAGAAAGACACUGAAGGUUACAUGAUGCUAGAAUCUUUGUUAACCUCUUAUUGAAAGUAUGACAGGUCUAUUGGAUAUGUUCAAGGAAUGAACUUUAUCAUGGGUUCUCUUCUUUAUCACUGCCCUGACCCUCAUGUAGCAUUCUGGCUCUUUGUCACGCUAAUGGAACAAUACCAGCUCUGAGACAACUUUAAAGGUGACCUUAAAGGAAUCGAAAAGCAUUGAGGAGCAAUUAAAAUAAUAAUCGCUAAUGAACUGCCAAAGUUAAAUGGGCAUUUUGACAAAAACGAAAUAACUAUCGAGAUGUUUGCUACAGACUGGAUUUUUGGAGUUUUCUCACAUGUCAUUCAUUUAGACUUUAUGGGUGCCUUUUACGAUAACUUUUUAAAAGAAAGAUGGUACUUCUUUUACAAAAUGGUAGUGAUCUUCCUCAAGGACAUCCAAAUUUCUCUCCUUCAGGAAGAAGAGAUGUGUGAUGUGCUUUACACAUUAAAGACACUAGCAACCCCAGUCAGGAGUGAUCACUCCCCUGCUCCAUCAAAGCGAAGCUGCCAGCAGACACAGAGCAAGAGCAGCAAGGCUUGCUCUGAAGUCUCAAGCGAUGACCUCUACCAUUCCCCAGGUAAAAGCAAAGGUCUCAGCUUUGCUACCAUUGAUAUGGGAGUUUGGCGUAGUGUAAAGGAAAUCUUCAAGAAGAAACAGUACGAAUGAGACUGGAAUGUCAUCAUCAAGAGAGCUGAAACCUAUAAACUCAAGAACCCUCAAGCAGUCAAAAAGUUUUGAAUGGAUUAUGAUCUGACCCAUUAAUAUUUUCUAAUUCAAUUUCAAUUGGUAAUAA
Molecule: messenger RNA, 2585 nt
Organism: Moneuplotes crassus
Lineage: Eukaryota; Ciliophora; Spirotrichea; Euplotida; Euplotidae
Source: the annotation of a GenBank genome assembly